UCAGUUUCAGUCUAAAAUUCUAACACAGCUGUUCGAGUGAGUUUUAAUUUGCAUAAGAAUAUCGUGGUGCUUGCAUAAUUAAGUGAAAGUGGAUCAGAACUGGUCAGAAACCGCAUUUUUGGUUGCAGUAUUAAUAUUAUUUAAAUUAGAAUAUUGCGAUGAAGGCACAAAAUAAGUCAAAUGCCGUCCUAAAAGUUCUAAUUUUGGCAAUUUUGAUGACAAACUUGGUAUCAUCACAACAACUUACUGGUACAUCAACCAACAAUUUGUUCAAUGUGCUUCUUAGUUAUCUUAAUGAGCCAAAUGCACAAGGAGGAAUCAGAAUUCAACGAAUGUCAUCAACAACGAAAGCUAUAGAAGAAAAGGAAUCAGCUGAAGCAUCAACAAUUCAACAGAGUAACUCAAUUUAUCAAUUUCCAGUGAUUAAAAUUACUGAUGCUAAUUACACACAAUUUGCCAAUCAGCAUGAGUGGAUUUAUGUCAAGUUCUUUACUGAUUGGUGCCCACACAGCAAAAAAGUCAUUCCAGCAUGGCACGAAGUCUCUUAUCGUCUCUCAUCAACACCAAUUGCUGUUGCUGAAAUCCAAUGUGAGGUUGACGAUACAUUGUUGUGUGAAAAAUUCAAGGUUGUUGCAUAUCCGUCAUUUAAAUUGCUUAGAAAAGGUGUAAUUAGACAAGCUUUGAUUGGAGAGAUUAAGGAUGCCAGCAGACUUGUGAAUGAAGCUUGGAAGGUUUAUUUGAAGGAGGGCAGAAGUGGAUAAAUGGCAAGGGUGUGGAUUUUUAAUUCGAAGGGGUUUAAACCCUCAAAGGAGGUUCUUAAACUACUUUGACUACACUUUUUUCACUCUAUUAAGUUGAAUGUACGAUUUUUUGAUUAAAUGCUAAUAAAAC
Chironomus riparius is the source of this 891-nucleotide messenger RNA. Lineage: Eukaryota; Metazoa; Arthropoda; Insecta; Diptera; Chironomidae. The record is from the annotation of a GenBank genome assembly.